GUACGCGCAGAGCAGGAAAGUAACCCGCGCGUCUCUCUACGUAUCUGUCUUUCUUCCUCGGUGUUCGAAAGAGUAGGUUGGGCCACGUGCAGCGAACAGUAAUCCUUUUUUUUGUUGAGCUUUAACAUUCUACACGUCCAAAAUCGUCCAAACCCAACACAACCAUGGUGAAAUUAGCUAAGGCAGCGAAGAAACAGGCUAACCCCAAGAAAAAGGCCCCACCACCUCCUAAAGAGGUGGAAGAGGAAUCCAGUGAAGAAGAAAGUGAGGAGGAGGAAGAGGCUCCACCAAAAGCAGUAGCAAAGAAGGCCGUCACACCAGCAAAGCCAGCACCGAAAGCAGCUAAGAAUGGGAAAGCAGCUAAAAAAGCUGAAAGUGAAGAGGACGAUGACUCUGAGGAAGAGUCUGAGGAGGAGGCACCCCCACCCAAAAAGACCCAAGCCAAAGCCACACCUGCAAAGAAAGCUCCAGCUAAGACAGAAGAGUCAGAUGAUGACGACGACGAUGAUGAUGAAGAAUCUGAGGAGGAGGCCCCACCCCCAAAGAAGGCUGCUGCCAAGCCCUCAGUGAAGGUCACUGCGGCCAAAGAGGAGUCUGACGAUGAUGAUGAUGAGGACUCUGAGGAAGAGGAGAUGGACACCACCCCGGCACCCGCAGCAAAGAAAGCAGGCAUGGUCAAGGCUAAGGAGGAGUCUGACGACGAUGAAGAUGAUGAUGACGAAGACGACGAUGAUGAGGAGGAAGAUGAUGACGAUGAUGAGGCCCCAGCGACUCCUGCAAAGAGGAAGGCCGACAACAAAAAGGAGACCCCGCCUGCCAAGAAGGCCAAGUCCGAAAGUGAUGAUACCUUCUGUCUAUUUAUCGGCAACCUGAACUCAAACAAGGACUUUGAUGAAAUCAAAGAGGCCUUGGCAGCUUUCUUCUCAAAGAAGAACCUUGAGGUUCAGGACGUCAGACUUGGCGCAUCAAAGAAGUUUGGCUACGUAGAAUUUGCCUCAGCGGAGGAUAUGCAGACAGCCAUGGAGCUGAACGGCAAGAAGUGCAUGGGACAGGAGUUGAAAAUGGACAAGGCCCGCAGCAAAGGGAACUCCCAGGAGGAGAAGAAAGAUAGGGACGCGCGGACCUUGUUUGUGAAAAACCUGCCCUUCUCGGCCACGGAAGACGACUUGAAGGAAGUGUUUGCGGAUGCUGUUGAAAUCAGGAUACCCCCAGGCCAGGACGGUUCCAAUAGAGGCAUUGCCUACAUUGCGUUCAAGACUGAGGCCAUGGCAGACAAGAUGCUAACAGAGGCCCAGGGUGCCGAUGUCCAGGGACGCUCGAUCAUGGUCGACUACACAGGCAUCAAGAGCCAGAAGGGAGGCAGACCACCAGCUCAGGCAGCGGCUGAAAGCAAGACCCUCAUCGUUAACAACCUGUCCUACAGUGCUACAGAAGACUCCCUUCAGAGUGCAUUCGAGGGGGCUGUUUCCAUCAGGGUACCACAGAACAACGGCAGGCCCAAAGGGUUUGCUUUUGUGGAGUUUGAGAGUGCAGAGGCAGCCAAGGAGGCGCUGGACAAUCUUAAUGGAACAGAGAUUGAGGGCAGGCAAAUCCGGCUAGAGUACAGCCAGAACAGUGGAGGCAGAGAUGCCGGAGGCAGAGGAGGAUCCGGAGGUCCCACAAAAACCCUGUUUGUCAGAGGGCUUUCUGGAGACACCACAGACCAGUCACUCAGAGACGCCUUCGACAGUGCCACUGGGGCCAGAGUGGUGACGGACCGUGACACGGGCAACUCUAAAUGCUUUGGAUUUGUCGACUUUGACAGCGAGAGCGACUGUAAGGCGGCCAAAGAGGCCAUGGAGGGUGGCGAAAUUGACGGCAGCAGCGUGAACCUGGACUACGCCAAGCCCAAGGGCGACAGCGGUGGAUUCCGUGGGGGUCGCGGAGGCUUCGGCGGCGGUGGACGGGGAGGUCGCGGUGGUGGUUUCGGCCGUGGUGGCGGCGGUGGUUUCGGCGGUGGCAGGGGAGGGCGUGGCGGUGGCUUCAGGGGAGGCAGAGGAGGUGACCGCGGGGGUGGACGUGGUGGAUUCAGAGGUGGAAGAGGCGGUGGAUUCGGGGACAAGCCCCAGGGCAAGAAGAUCAAAUUUGAUGAUUAAAAUCCCUGUCUAUUUUACUGUUUUGAAAAGACUCUGUUUUCAUCACCGUACCCAUACGCUGGCAGAGCCUUUUGGACAUUCCAGAAAGCUUCAUUGAUAUAUAACUGUAAUGGGCUCUCUAGCGCCCCCCGCACCAACCUUUUCACCCUCUCAGCUUGAGAGCUGCCUGUCAGUUUUGAAUUGUCCUUCCUGCAUCAUCCACAUGAGUUUUUUUGUUUUUUUCCAAAAGAGUUAAUGGAAUGUCUGGCAACCCCGUUUGCUGUGAAAAAGCCCUGUUUGUUCAGGUACAUAUUGUACAUUCAACAAUUUGUAUUUCAUUUUACCUUUUUUGUAAGAAAGUCCUGUAUCCUUUAAUAUCCUUGUUUUGUUCUAGUUUGCUCUAGGUGAGACUGUAUAACGGUAAAAAUGUGCAAGGCAUAUUGUAAUGGAUGGAAGAUUAAAUCGGCCCAUGUCUGUUGGGCGUUUAGAAUCUCGUAAAUCGGUGUUUUGUCAUGUUUUGGGUGGGGUACAGUCAAUGUCUUUAGAAGUCAAGAGGUACUAGAGGCCUCGAAUAACGUUAUACAAAAAAAAAUGUAUCAUAUGAUAUUUGUAGUGCAUUGACUAAAUCUUGCUGUUUGAAAAUGUAAAGGUUUUCACAAGUGUGAUAAUUGAAUAAACCGAAGUGGAGAUUUUUUUUUUUUAAA
Oncorhynchus kisutch (coho salmon) is the source of this 2818-nucleotide messenger RNA. RefSeq names its product nucleolin (gene nucleolin). Gene Ontology annotation, cellular component: cytoplasm; nucleus; ribonucleoprotein complex. Lineage: Eukaryota; Metazoa; Chordata; Actinopteri; Salmoniformes; Salmonidae. Bases 165 to 2135 code for a protein of 656 amino acids. The transcript is spliced from 16 exons. Gene Ontology annotation, molecular function: mRNA binding. The record is from RefSeq and is a predicted model, not a curated record.